CUCAGGGGAUGGACGAGGAGAGAUGAAAGUGUCCGAGAAAUAGUCCUCGUGUAAGUGUGUACUUACUAGACGAGAAGAGUUUUGCUGCGCCGUUAUUUUGGACACCUACCAGAGCUAAUGUAAUCAUCAUCUGUCUAACGUCCUCUUUGGAUUUGUAACUUAAAGUUUGUACUACCUAAGACAAACAUAAUCAUGGAUCCUCAGAUGCAACAGAUGCUGCAAAUGCAGCAGCUGUUUCUCCAACAGCAAAUGGCGCAGCAAGGUGGCCCUUCUAUGGUCGGAAACCCGAUGAUGCAGCCUGGGCAAAUGGGAAUGAAUAUGAUGACUCCCUCUAA
Molecule: messenger RNA, 335 nt
Organism: Amoebophrya sp. A25
Lineage: Eukaryota; Dinophyceae; Syndiniales; Amoebophryaceae
Source: the annotation of a GenBank genome assembly